Molecule: messenger RNA, 1271 nt
Organism: Syzygium oleosum
Lineage: Eukaryota; Viridiplantae; Streptophyta; Magnoliopsida; Myrtales; Myrtaceae
Exons: 2
Coding region: 273-866 (197 amino acids)
Source: RefSeq, a predicted model, not a curated record
CAAAGCCUCAUCUUCCUCCUCGUCGUCCGCCAUCCUCGUCCCCUGCAAGACCUCCUUUGCCCUCCGUUUUCUCCGUAAUUUACGGUUUGACCACUCUGGUUAUGAUAGCGGCCGGCCACCGGGAACUUGAGAGCCCCAGCCACUCUCCAGCUCUCGGUUUCCCUCGCCCCCGCUUCUUCCGCUACCGCCGUUUGCGGUAGCCGCCGGUGGUAACCCCCCCCCCCCCCCUCCUGCUCCGCCGAACAUCUACUUCUCUAUUACGUAACUCGGCCAUGCCCACUUCGAAGUCUCACCGGACGGCGCCGGAGGACAGGGGCCGGAGGGGGAAGUCGCCGAAGAAGGCGUCCUCGUUCCACGGCCGCGUCCCGCCGGCGAUCGCGGGGGCGAAGGAGCUGCGCCGCCCGAUGACGGCGCCGGAGCUUCCGCCGCCGCCGCCGUGGCUGCCGGCGGAGCCGAGGCCGCGGCUGACGAAGCUGCUGCUGAACGUGACGGUGCUCGGCGGCGUCGGGGCCGUGCAGGUGGUGACGACGCCGGAGUCGACGGUCGGCGAUCUGGUGGCCGCCGUCGUGAGGCAGUACGCCAAGGAAGGGCGGCGUCCCGCCCUGGCGUCUGACGAUCCGUCGCGCUUCGACCUCCACUAUUCGCAGUUCAGCUUGGAAAGUUUGGAUAGAGAGGAGAAGCUGAUGGCAUUAGGAUCGAGGAACUUCUUCGUCUGUCCCAAGAAGGCCCUCGCGGACGGUCGUGCCGCCGGCGACGGCGGCGCGACGGCGGCGGCGGCGGCGACUUCGUCGUGCUCUCGCGAAGCUCAGAAAGCCGCAAAGGCCGGUUUCAAUUGGUUCAAGUUCAUGGAUUUCUGGCUACAGUAGUUGGCCGCCAUCUCCGAUCACCUCCGCCAUUCGCAGAGUUGAUCGCGAUCAUUAAGUAGUAUCCUCCAUCGAAAGUAUGACCGCCGCAGCGGUUCGAAUCCCAUGCGUGAUCGCGUCUACCGUCUCUUGACCUUUCGCGCUGUUUGUUGUAGAUUUCCAAUUUCUUUUUUCGUUUUUAUAUUUGUACAGACUUUCACUGUUCGUGGGCCAAUGUAUGGAGGAGCUUCCGUCUUGUGAAAUUUAAUGUGCUUGCUGUUGCUGUAAUGAAGAGCUUUGUCGUCUUAUAAAUUCAUCCUUUAAAACAAAAUUUAAUCGUGGGAUCCACGUGAUGAGACCGACCACGCAAUGGAAUGAACGUUUUUACAGCCGCCCCAUAAGUUAGGGGAGAAUAAAUUUCCUUCUUAA